AUGAAUAACUACUUGAGUUUUCUCGUACUUGGACUAAUUGUUUUAUCAAGCGCAAUAGAUACACCAGAAUUAUUAACUAAAAAAAUUCAAGAGGAAUAUGAUUUUAUAAUUGUUGGCGCUGGGUCCGCUGGGUCAGCAUUAGUAAAUCGACUUUCAGAAAUAAAAAAAUGGAAAAUUUUACUUUUAGAAGCUGGUGGUGAACCAGGUUUAACCACCGAUGUACCAUUAUUAGCGGCCCUUGCCCUUUUUAGCGAUCAAAAUUGGGGUUAUAACACCGAAAAAGGAGAAAAUUUUGCUUUAGGUCUUCGAAAUCAGCAAGUACACUGGCCUAGGGGCAAAGGUCUGGGUGGGUCAUCUCUUUUAAAUUAUAUGUGUUUUUCAAGAGGUGCUCCUCAAGAUUACGAUAAUUGGGCAUCUUUAGGAAAUCCUGGUUGGUCAUACGAAGACGUUCUUCCUCAUUUAAAAAAUCUCGAAAAUUGUAAAAUAAAACAUCAAGAUUACGAUUAUAGAGGACACAACGGAGAACUUCACGUUGAAGAUUCUUACGGACGAAGCAAAGCUGCCGAUAUAUUUAUAGAAGCCGCAAAAUCACUGGGUUAUAAAUACUUAGAUUUUAAUGGAAAAGAACAUGUUGGGGUUUCUUACAUGCAAUCAACCACAAUUAAUGGUUUAAGAUGUUCUGGAGAACGUUGUUUUUUAAGAAAAUGUAAAGAAAGAAAUAAUUUAACAAUUAGAAUAAACAGUCAUGUUACUAAAGUUUUAAUUGGUAAAGCUGGACGUGCUGAGGGAAUUGAAUUCGUUAAAAACGAUAAAAAAUAUAAAGCUUAUGCUAGAAAAGAAAUUAUUUUAAGCAGCGGAUCUAUUAACUCAGCUCAAACUUUAAUGUUAUCAGGAAUAGGGCCAAAAAAACAAUUAGAAAACCUUAACAUCAAAGUUAUUCAUGAUCUUCCCGUAGGGCAAAAAAUUUAUGACCAUCAAUCAUUUUUUGGUUUAGGGUUCUACAGUGAAAGCCCAUUAAAUUUAGAUGCAAAAGUUAUGUUUGAUGAUAAAAAUUAUGUUAAUUUAUACAAAAACGGCGAAAGUCCUCUUCAUAACUUAGGAGGAAUAGAAGCCGUUGUUUUCGCAAAUACUGAAUUGGCAGAAACGAAAAACCUUUCUGAUAUAGAAAUUAUUUAUUGGUCAACGCAUGUUGGAUCCUACGAAGAUUUUGGUUUAGGUCGUUCACUUGGUCUUUCAGAAAAAAUAUACGACAAAAUAUUCCGCCCUUAUCGUGACCAACACAUUUUUAGUACUUUAAUUCUUCUUCUUCAUCCAGAAUCUUAUGGCCGAAUGGAAUUAAAAUCAUCAAAUCCAUUUGAACAUCCAAAACUUUACGCCGGAUAUUUUUCCGAUCCUAACAACAAAGACAUAAAAGUUUUAACAGCAGGAAUUCGAGAAACAUUAAAAAUAUUUUCGGCGGAACCUUUCCAAAAACACGGAGUUAAACCAAUUGAGAUCCCAAUUCCUGGAUGUGAACAAUUUAAAUUCGGUUCUGAUGAAUAUUGGGAAUGUGCUAUAAGACAUUUAUCUACGACGACUUACCAUCAAACGACUACAUGCAAAAUGGGACCUAAAAAUGAUCCUGAAGCAGUUGUUGAUCAUAGAUUAAGAGUUUAUGGUGUUGAUGGAUUAAGAGUUGCCGAUGCAAGUGUUAUCCCUGUUCAAAUAACCGGUCAUACGAAUGUUCCUGCUUAUGUAGUGGGCGAAAAAGCUGCCUCUAUACUUAUAGAAGAAUAUUCUUUAAGAAACAAUCAAAAAGAGGAAUUGUAAAAUUUUGUAAAUUGUGUUAUUUUUGUAAUGAAUGAAAUUAGUCAAUCAAUUAAAUAAGUUUGUUUUA
Messenger RNA from Onthophagus taurus, 1876 nucleotides. The record is from RefSeq and is a predicted model, not a curated record. NCBI's taxonomy places the organism in Eukaryota, Metazoa, Arthropoda, Insecta, Coleoptera, Scarabaeidae.